Medioppia subpectinata is the source of this 1382-nucleotide messenger RNA. The record is from the annotation of a GenBank genome assembly. NCBI's taxonomy places the organism in Eukaryota, Metazoa, Arthropoda, Arachnida, Sarcoptiformes, Oppiidae.
AUAGACAAAUAUUGCGCAAAUGUAUGAUUGAUAUCCUAUCCAACGAAGAGCUCUUCAAUCGUAUCCACAAUUAUGUCCAGCAUUUGAUGAAAAUAUUUGCCAAAAACAGCGAUUUGAGUGUGUAUUUGGAGAAAACUGUUGAACUGAUUGAUGCCAUCAAUUGUCAGUCAAUUGGUGAGGACGACGCGCCGCCCCCUCCCUCUCAGCCCACUCAAGAGGUAGUGUUGAGUGCGGAUGAGUUGAAGCAAUUAGAGAUCGAUUACGCGAGGCUUUCCAUUAGAGUCGAGUCACUGAAGGAUGACUUGGAAAGCGCCGAACGCAAUGACAGCCAAUCGGAAGCCGACAGCAUUCGGGCCUUAAUCGCCGAAUACACGGGAAAAAUGAACGAUAUUAUGGAGAAACGACUUCGAGUUAAUGUCACACAAAUGCCUUUCAAUUCACAACAAUCGUCGCAAAUGUCUCAAAAUGAAAACCGAACCCAAAAGACAUUAACUGACGAUCCGAUAGCACUCGAACGAUGCCUUCAAAUAUUCAACGGUUGUUUGGAGUUUGGAGACUUCAAAGCACCGCAUCCUAUGAUUCUAACACUUAUUGACAAAUUUGUGAUUCCGUGUAUUCUUGUGCCUGAAAUCAAAGUGAGAGAACGUGCGGUCAAUUGUUUGGGUCUUUCGUGUCUAUUAUCGCAAGAGUUGGCCAAAAAACACUUCGCGCUCUUUGUUCAAAUUCUCAAUUUUGACUCGGAUUUACCACAAGAAACGGCAUUGAAAUGUUUAUUUGACUUAUUAUGUGUUCACGGAUUGAGUAGUUUUGACUACAAAUCCAAAAACAGAAGUUUUAAUAAAAGCAAAAACAUUAUCAUCGAUGACGACGAGAACGGUUCCAACGAUAAGGAAAACCAAAGCGUUCACAACAAUAGCACUCGACGACGAAGUGGUGCCACAAACGAUGGCACAGAGUCUAUGGAUGAGGACGAGGACAACGACCGCACUAUUAUCAACGAAACAGGUCUCGACGUUCUGUGCAGUGAUUCAGAGGCCGGAGACCAGGAGGACGUGGACGAAGAGGACACUUUCAUCAAUCUGUUCACCGAAUUGCUCGAAAAGCAUUUGAAUUCAGAGAUGGAUUCCAUUAAAUUGAUUACAAGUCAAGGAAUUGGGAAACUAUUUAUUUUGGGACGCAUGUAUUCGCCGCAACUGUUGUCUAAAAUGAUACUCCUUUGGUACGAUCCCGACUCGAGCGAAGAGUUGCGCCAAUUUUUGGGCGUAUUUCUGCCCAUCUAUUCCGGCGUCCGAAUGAAGGCUAACCUGAAGGGCGAGAACGCGUUCGAGGAGUGCUUCCUCAAGACCGUGGAAGUGGAUUCACAACAAUAGCACUCGACGACG